This is a messenger RNA of Fusarium vanettenii 77-13-4, 1362 nucleotides long. RefSeq lists its product as uncharacterized. The record is from RefSeq and is a predicted model, not a curated record. Lineage: Eukaryota; Fungi; Ascomycota; Sordariomycetes; Hypocreales; Nectriaceae. The transcript is spliced from 3 exons. Gene Ontology annotation, biological process: spliceosomal complex assembly; regulation of mRNA processing; protein phosphorylation. The coding region runs from base 1 to 1362 and encodes 453 amino acids. Gene Ontology annotation, molecular function: ATP binding; protein kinase activity.
AUGUCGACCGUCACAAGCGACCCCCGUUCGCCACGGAGCUCUACGCCGGAGUCAAUUCUGAGCGACACCGACCGAGGCGAGACCAAGAAUUGCAGACAUUACAUUACCAUCAACUGGGACGACCAUCCUCCGGCAACCGCAGAAGAUGUAUAUCUCGGUGGUCCAGAAGACGAUGUCGAAUCACUCGAAGGAUACCAUGAAGGUGGCUUCCACCCAGUCAAGAUUGGCGAUUGCUUCGGCGAGUCGGCGCAGUAUCGUGUCCUUCACAAGCUCGGCUAUGGUGGCUAUGCGACAGUCUGGCUUUGCCGCGAUACGCAUCAUUCUCGAUAUGUUGCUCUCAAGAUCCUGAUGGCUACAGUCAAUCCCGACACGAUCCCAGAGUUGGAGAUCCUGUCUCAGCUUGACCGCUCCCUGCCUGGCGCCGAAUUUAUCGCAAUUCCCCUCGAACAUUUCACUUUCCAAGGGCCCAAUGGAACUCAUCAGGCUCUUGUUCUCCCAGUCCUGGGUCCGCGUGUGUCGCCUGACAUCUGGCGCCACAUGAAGACGAAUCCCAACAUCACUCUCCGGCGCCUGGCCCGUCAGGUAACCAAAGCCCUGGACUUUCUGCACAAGAACCAGAUCUGUCACGGAGACUUCCGCCCAGGAAACAUCCUGAUGAACCUUGCCAACAUCGACCACCUCCCCGAGACCGAACUCAUCACUCUCAUCGGACCGCCCAUAACCUUUCGAGUCCGGCAUGAGUCCGGUGGAGAAAUUCCCAGUUCCUGCCCGCCAUGCCUCAUCGAGCGAUGCAACUUGGGUCGCCUCAGCGACUACUUCGUCGACAAUAUCACACUCAUCGACUUUGGCGAGUCCUUCUACUUCUCGUCUCCCCCAAAGGCGCUCAAGUCUCCUAUUCCUGGCCCAUCUACUGAUCUCUGGGCCCUUGGCUGCACCUUGUUCGAGAUCCGACAACAGAUCAAGCUAUUCUACAUGCUCCCCAACACAGACGAGAUAAUUGCAGAGAUUGUCAUGCUAUUUGGGAAGCUUCCCGACUCCUUGUGGGACAAGUGGGACUCACGUAAGAAAUUCUUUGAUGACAGCGGACACGGCCUUAGAUUUCAGAGCGCCACGCUGGAGAUGUUCCUCACGCGGGAACUCGAGCUGUGGGAGCCCGAGCCAGGAGCCACCUGGUCCAGUUUGUUUACACCCGAGGCGGAGCAGAAACAGUUAGCAGAUCUCAUCUAUAAGCUGCUGAAGUACAACGGAACGGAGCGAUUAACAGCCGAGGAGGCGCUCAAGCAUGAGUGGCUCAAGGGGGCGGAGGAGUGUACACAGCUUCAUCACCAAGGGUCAAGGCAUGCCUCAGGAACGAUCCAGUGA